AUGGUCCUUCAUUGUCGCCCAUUGUCGCCGGGCCAGGCGGGUUACAUCUUGGGACAACGGAAAGUCCUCAUCUCGACGCGGCCCGCAGGACACCGCCACGGCCCUCCCCCGGCCCUCCUCCAGCGCGCCCGCGACCUAACCUCCGAGCACGCCCGCCUCGCCGCCUCCCUCUCCGACGCAUUCGACACCAAGACAGCCAAGCGCGUCGGCGAGCUCUCCCUCGUCGCCGCCGCCCUCGCCGAGUUCGACGCCGCCCACGACUCCCUCGCCGAGCUCCGCGGCCUCCUCUCCUCCCCAGACGCCGAGCUGCGCCAACUCGCCGUCGACGAGCUCGACGCCACCACCCGCGACGCCGAGGCCCUCGUGCACAAGCUCACCGCCGCCCUCACCCCGCGCCACCCCUUUGCCGACAUGCCCUGCCUGCUCGAGUUCCGCCCCGGGCCCGGCGGCCUCGAGGGCCGCUACUUCACCGACUCCCUGUUCCGCAUGUACAAGCAGUACCUGUCCCGCCACGGGUUUCGCGUGCGCGUCGUCAAGUACGAGCUCGCCGACUCGGCCGGCGACUCCACCGGCGCCGCCAAGGAGAAUCCCCUCCAGGAAGCCAUCCUCGAGGUCGAGGACCCGGGCUCCUACGACUUGCUGCGCGGCGAGGCCGGCAUGCACCGCGUCCAGCGUAUUCCCGUCACCGAGAGCAAGGGCCGCACCCACACCUCGGCCGUCGCCCUCUGGGUCCUCCCUUCUUUCCCCGAGAGCAAUGCCGAGGAAGCCGACUUUGACGACCCGGAGAGCAUCUUCUACAUCAACCCCGCCGAAGUCAAGCAAGAGGUCAUGCGCGCCCGCGGCGCCGGCGGCCAACACGUCAACAAGACCGAGUCUGCCGUGCGGCUGACCCAUAUUCCGACGGGCACCACCGUCAGCAUGCAGGACUCGCGGUCCCAGGUCCGGAACCGCGCCUCGGCGUGGCAGCUCCUGCGCUCCAGGGUCGCCCAGCAGAGGAGGGAGGAGCGCGAGGAGCUCGCCUUUAGCUUGAGGAACAGCGUGCUGGCCAAGGACAAGAUUACGAGGGCCGACAAGAUCCGCACCUACAAUUACUCUCAGGACAGGUGUACGGAUCACAGGAGCGGCCUAGACGUGCACAAUCUCCCCGACGUUUUAGAAGGCGGGGAAACUCUCGAUAGGGUGAUUAAGAGCGUCAGAGAGUGGCUGGUGGCAAGGGACAUCCGUGCCAUGAUGGCCGAAGAGGACGCCAAGGCCAACCCCGAGAGCGGCGAGAAGAAGGCUUGA
Parascedosporium putredinis is the source of this 1284-nucleotide messenger RNA. The record is from the annotation of a GenBank genome assembly. Lineage: Eukaryota; Fungi; Ascomycota; Sordariomycetes; Microascales; Microascaceae.